CCGAUAGUUCAAAUCAGAGGUAACAAAGCAAAAAAUAAAAAAGAAAGAAAAACGCCAACCACAAACAAACUAAAUAAAAUCCAGCCAUAAACUCAAAGCGAACAGACAAACAAUAUAAAAUAGUUAAUUAAUUUGCGCCAGCAAAAGUUACAACAUUUUUUUUUAAUUGUUCUUUAAAAGUGCGCAAGAGUGAGACUUGAAAAGCUAAGGCAAAUGUUAAAUGAAAACGCAUGAGAACCGAAGGGAAAAAUAACGUCGAACGGUUUUCCGUUAAGAAUCUCGCCAAAUAUUCUGGACCUUGCGAGUUGCGGCGACCGAUCUCGAUGUCUCCGCAAUUAGAUAAUGCUUAAGUUACCAAAAGGCUUAAAAAAGAAAAAGAAGAAGUCAAAAAAGGACCAGGAACUCUUCACCGAAGAGGAGCUCGAGCAGUACAAGCGGGAGCUCAAAGCGAAACAGGAGGCUGCCGCCAACAAAUCAGACGCUGGCGAAUCGGACGCAGCAUCAGACGUCGAGGGCGCAGCAGCCACAUCUAGCCGGCAGGCCGCAUCGGCAGCCACACACGCAUCCGGCUUUGCUUCAGCAACUGGUCACGAGCAUCAACAGCAGCAGCAGCAGCAUCAGCAGCAGCCGCAGAACGCUGACGCUGGCGACGAAGAAUGGGCCAAGUUUAAGGCGUUAACCUCAGGUGUCGAUAACAUAUUACACAAGACACAGGACGAGCUCGAUCGUAUCAAGAAGGAGUCCUUCUAUCAGCGCCUGCCCUCGGCAGCAGAAAAGAAGAAGCAAGAGGAAGAGGAGGCCGCCAGGCGCGAGGAGGAGCGACUCGAGCGCGAACGCCAGCUAGCAGCCGAACGUGAGGCGAACCGUGAUAAGUUAGCGGAAGCCGUUGUCCAGCUAUCCGACUCGGAAGACGAGCAGCAGGACGACGUCGAUGACAUCUUUGCCACCGAUUACAUUGAGGCAAUUACCAGCGGUGAGGUGCAAUUAGGUGUCAUACCCGAUUCGCCAGUGCUUGAGCUAGACGACGGACCCGAUCCAUUCGAUACUGCCUACGCGGAGAAGGUAAUCGUUGGCGCCGACAAGGCCAAGAGCAACAAGAAGCUCGUCAGCCUUGGCGCCGCAGUUGAGGUGCUCUCGGGCCGCGUCGACCGUGAACACGCUCUCGCUUUAGCCAAUCCGAAGCGCAAACUACGCAAGGGCAUCCAAAAUCUGCUGCUCAGCGAAAGUGUUGAGCUCGCCGAUCCCGAAGCUGAUCUCUUAGGUGCCGAGCCGCAGCACAAUUUGCUCGACGAUCUCGUUGAUGACGUGCCCGAAUGUGUGGCGCCCAUUGAUCUAAGUGUUUCGCUGCAUUUGCACUUGAUCAAGCCCCAAAAAGUCGAAGAGGAGGACGAGGAAGCAUUCGGCCAGCUCAAUCCGGACCUCUCCGAGUUUGAUGCGCUCAAAGACGACGAAGACGACGAGUUUGCAGAACUAGCAGCCGAGUCUCUUACCAAAAAAGAGGAGGUUACCAUAGUUAAUCAGGUAGUGCUGCCUCCCGCGGAGUUACUCCUCGAAGCCGCAGCCGAAGCCAGCUGGGCAGAGUUUGCGCCGGAGCCAGAAGAGCAAGAAUCAGGGAAACCGAAACGACCGCCGCCGCCGGUUCGUCCGGCCAGUGGACCGCACAUUGUACCCGGUGCAAUCUACGUUAGCGACGACGAGGAGGACGCCAAUCCGGACGACGAUCCGUUCAACACUUACUACGCCGAGCUGGUGAUCAAGAAGACCACUGUUCUAGAGGAGGACGACGAUUUCGAUCCGCGUGCCGAGGAAGCAGCUGACGCUUCGUCCUUCUUAGCGGCGCCGGGCCGUGAUCUCUUGGCUGGCAGUGCCACCGACCUGAGCAAGGUUGUGCCUGCACCACUUGCGCCCACGCUAAGCGUUGACAACCAAGAGGAGGAGCGGGACUUUGAUCCCUUCGAUACAUCGGCGGUCAACGCGAUCGUUCAGCCCAAGGCCACAGAGCUGCGAUUCUUGGAGCGGGAGCUGCUCAACGAGACCGGCUCGAGUCUAAAGCAUUCGCUCAGCGAUCCCGACUUUGAUCCGCGCGCCGAUCAGCCAGCAAUAGUUGCCGAGUCAGCGCCACGAGCGCAGAUUGCCGCUCCGGAGCCGGAGUUCGAUAGUGCACGUCGCAAGUCUUCGCUGAGCCUUAAUAUACAAGGCAAGAGCGUGGGCUUUCUAGUGCCCUCGCAGGACUUGCUGGCCGCUGGUAAUGACGGUGGCCUGGGUGCCAAUAAGAAGCCGCUGACACCGUACUACCAGCCCAUUCAGGAGCGCGAAUCAGAGGAUCCGUUCGACACUUCGUAUGUGCCCGAGGCCAAGCUCAGCGACAUUGAGCUGAAGCACAUCGAGGCCGAUUUAAUAGCAGAGCCUACAUUGAAGCAUAGUCUAUCUGAUCCGGACUUUAAUCCGCGCGCACCUCCAACGCCAGUGCCCGCCGAGGUGCUGCUGGCCGUCGAGGAGAAUAUCAACAUCAAGGUAUUGACGCCCGCCCAGGAGCGCCGACAGCUGCCAAGUAACCCGCAGCUGGACGAGGAUCAGGAGCUCGAUCCGUUCGACACCUCAAUUGCAGCCAACCUACAGCCGGGGCAGACGGAGCUAAAGCUGCUAGAGAACGAACUGCUGCCGGAGAGCAGCAAGCAGCCUGUUACUGGUGUACUCGAUACCCAGAGCGACGCACAGGAGCUGGGACUGGGCGACAAGGUGCUGACGCCGUCGCUGCCAAAUCGCACAACUGAGGAGCUGCUGGUGCAGCAGCAGGACAUCGAUCCAUUCGACACUUCUAUUGCCGAGAAUCUAGCACCGGGCGAAACGGAAAUCAAGCUGCUCGAGAGCGAGCUCAUCGAGCGUUAAAGUCUG
This is a messenger RNA of Drosophila hydei, 2895 nucleotides long. Its product is annotated as protein stoned-A. NCBI's taxonomy places the organism in Eukaryota, Metazoa, Arthropoda, Insecta, Diptera, Drosophilidae. The coding region runs from base 343 to 2889 and encodes 848 amino acids. The transcript is spliced from 4 exons. The record is from RefSeq and is a predicted model, not a curated record.